Messenger RNA from Patiria miniata (bat star), 783 nucleotides. RefSeq lists its product as uncharacterized. NCBI's taxonomy places the organism in Eukaryota, Metazoa, Echinodermata, Asteroidea, Valvatida, Asterinidae. The transcript has a single exon. The record is from RefSeq and is a predicted model, not a curated record. The coding region runs from base 246 to 638 and encodes 130 amino acids.
UCUGGUGCACCAGCAAAGAUGACCGACAUAGCCAUGGCCGUAGCUAGUCCAGUCCUUGGAGUCUACCACCACAUCUUUGGAGACAAGCUGUAUUCAUCAGUAGAACUAUCCCAGCGCACCUCCUUGCAGACAGGACCUACUACACUGGAGCUGUAAAGUCCACCAAAAAAAAUCUGCCCUGUGACUUCAGUACCAACCCAGACAAAAAUCCCCAGCAGCACAACAAAAUCAAGAACCUUAACAAGAUGCCACGAGGCAGCUUUUACAGCAGGCAGGCAGGUCAGCUUACUGUUGUCGACUGGAAUGAUUCUAAAGUCAUGAUGCUGCUGAGCACAGCGCAUCAAGGGCACCGGAAUUGCCUGAUCCACCAGGUUGAACGUAAGCCGGUCGAUGAUGGCGGAAGGCGGCCAAAGACAGCUGUUCCUGCCCCACGACAGGCCAUUGAUUAUACUAUCUCCAUGGGAGGUGUGGACAGGACUGACCAGCUUCGGUCUUACUAUACUUGUUCAUGGAAGUUUCAGAAGUGGUGGAAAAAGCUGAUGUAUUUCCUCAUCGAUGUAUGCAGAGUGAAUGCCUGGCUGUCCUACAUCCGCCAUCAUCCUGCCACCCACAUCACAUCUACAUCUGCAUCAGGAUGACCUGGCAUGCAGAGUGGCACUAUCAGCCACUCCAAGUUCAUCAUGGAGGUAGCCAAGGGGCUGAUUGAUGGGUUUUCCAAAGGCAGCGCUCUUCGCCAGUCAAGCACCCAACCACUGUCGUCACACAGCGCUCCACUCCACCAGA